Gavia stellata (red-throated loon) is the source of this 316-nucleotide messenger RNA. RefSeq names its product ribosomal biogenesis factor (gene RBIS). Gene Ontology annotation, cellular component: nucleolus. NCBI's taxonomy places the organism in Eukaryota, Metazoa, Chordata, Aves, Gaviiformes, Gaviidae. The coding region runs from base 1 to 306 and encodes 101 amino acids. The record is from RefSeq and is a predicted model, not a curated record. The transcript is spliced from 3 exons. Gene Ontology annotation, biological process: ribosome biogenesis.
AUGGGGAAGAGCCGGUCGCGGGCGGCGAAGGCGGCGAGCGUCUUCCGCAUCGCCCGCAGCGGCGCCGUCAAGGCCAAGGCGAAGGGCAAGGCGCGGCCCGUCACCUCCGGGCUGAAGCAGAUAAACAUUAAAAAUGCCGAGAAAGUUAGCACAAUAAAUAAAGCAUUUGCUGAAGUUCAGAAAGAAGUACAGCAGCUAUCAAAAGGCACUGCAGCAGAACCUCAGAAGAGUCAUCAGGUUUCCACACAUCUGGAAGAGGAACAAGCAAACGUGGAUGCUACCACAAGCCUAUUAUCUCAGUUGUAAUGCAUAAUGG